AGGGUGCGCGCCGGCUCGCAGUCGCCGAACAAAGAAAUCGCGAGCUGCCGCGGGGACCCGCCACCGACCUCCCGGGCCGCGCCGGGGCCCGCCGCCCGCCUCCACCAUGACUGCCAACGGCACGACCGAGGCGGUGCAGAUCCAGUUCGGCCUCAUCAACUGCGGCAACAAGUACCUGACGGCCGAGGCGUUCGGGUUCAAGGUGAACGCAUCGGCCAGCAGCCUGAAGAAGAAGCAGAUCUGGACGCUGGAGCAGCCGCCCGACGAGGCGGGCAGCGCGGCCGUGUGCCUGCGUAGCCACCUGGGCCGCUACCUGGCGGCAGACAAGGAUGGCAACGUGACCUGCGAGCGCGAGGUGCCCGGCGCCGACUGCCGCUUCCUGAUCGUGGCGCACGACGACGGCCGCUGGUCGCUGCAGUCCGAGGCGCACCGGCGCUACUUCGGCGGCACGGAGGACCGCCUGUCGUGCUUCGCGCAGACCGUGUCGCCGGCCGAGAAGUGGAGCGUGCACAUCGCCAUGCACCCGCAGGUCAACAUCUACAGUCUGACCCGCAAGCGCUACGCACACCUGAGCGCGAGGCCGGCGGACGAGAUCGCGGUGGACCGCGACGUCCCCUGGGGCGUCGACUCGCUCAUCACGCUGGCCUUCCAGGACCAGCGCUACAGCGUGCAGACCUCCGACCACCGCUUCCUGCGCCACGACGGGCGCCUGGUGGCGCGCCCCGAGCCCGCCACGGGCUACACUCUCGAAUUCCGCUCCGGCAAGGUGGCCUUCCGCGACUGCGAAGGCCGCUACCUGGCGCCGUCCGGGCCCAGCGGCACGCUCAAGGCCGGCAAGGCCACCAAGGUGGGCAAGGACGAGCUCUUCGCCCUGGAGCAGAGCUGCGCCCAGGUCGUGCUGCAGGCCGCCAACGAGAGGAACGUGUCCACGCGCCAGGGUAUGGACCUGUCGGCCAAUCAGGACGAAGAGACCGACCAGGAGACUUUCCAGCUGGAGAUCGACCGCGACACCAAAAAGUGCGCCUUCCGCACCCACACGGGCAAGUACUGGACGCUGACGACCACCGGGGGCGUGCAGUCCACCGCCUCCACCAAGAAUGCCAGCUGCUACUUUGACAUCGAGUGGCGUGAUCGGCGGAUCACCCUGCGUGCGUCCAAUGGCAAGUUUGUGACGGCCAAGAAGAACGGGCAGCUGGCCGCCUCGGUGGAGACAGCAGGGGACACAGAGCUCUUCCUCAUGAAGCUGAUCAACCGCCCCAUCAUUGUGUUCCGUGGGGAGCAUGGCUUCAUUGGCUGCCGCAAGGUCACAGGCACCCUGGACGCCAACCGCUCCAGCUACGACGUCUUCCAGCUCGAGUUCAACGACGGUGCCUACAACAUCAAAGACUCCACCGGCAAGUACUGGACGGUGGGCAGUGACUCCUUGGUCACCAGCAGCAGCGACACCCCCGUUGAUUUCUUCUUCGAGUUCUGCGACUACAACAAGGUGGCCAUCAAGGUGGGUGGGCGCUACCUGAAGGGGGACCACGCGGGGGUCCUGAAGGCCUGCGCCGAGACCAUCGACCCCGCCAUGCUGUGGGAGUACUAGUCCCCGCCACCCUGCCGCGUCCCGGUCCCCAGCCUGCCCUGACCCCUCCUGCUAAUCCUCCUCCAGGUGGGCGCUGCCGAGGGCGGCACGCCCCUUGCCUUUCAAACUGGAAACCCAGAGAAAACGGUGUCCCUACCUGUCGCCUGUGUGGCCUCUCCCCCGUGGGUCAGCGGCUGCGGCCUGGUCCUCAGGUGGACCGUGGCCCUCCGCCCUCUCCUCUGCCGUGGGCGAGGCUGGCACAUCUUUCUUCUGACCUCAGAUGACUCUGAGCCUUAUUUUCCCAAAGCGGCCGAUGCGCAGUGGGGGCUGGGGGCCUGGGUGUGGAGGCUGUAACUGGAAUGUCCUACUCCCCCUCCCUGGCCGAGAUCCCCGCAGCUUCCCAGGAGCCGGGCACCUGCCCCCAAGCCCUUCGGGGGCCCCCAUCCCGGUGCAUCAGCCCUGCAUCGGGAGGAGGGCCGUACAGGCAGGGGGCUGGAACCAGAGUGCCCAGCACCUGUCCCCUCUGCCCUGGGCAGGCCUGCCUACCGCACGUCCCUGUGGUCUGGGGCCCGCUCCUGUCUCUUUCAUCCCCCCUGGCCUGACUGGAAGCAGAAAAUGACCAAAUCAGUAUUUUUUUUUUUUAAAGAAACGUUAGGAACGUUUUGUUGGAGGCAGCUCGGGCAAGCCUGGGUAUAGCCGUGAGUGGCCCUCAAGGGGUCUUGGGGGGAGGGUAUUGGGACAGCAUCUCCAGGCCUGGGUGCCCUCAGCUCACUAGUGGUGGGGCAGGCUCCCUGGAAUUUAGAAUCUGCCCCCGCCCCGGCCCAGGGGCUCCCCCAGGCACUCCUACCUGUCCCCCUUCCUGGCCUGCGUCUCUACCUGGUGGUGCUGUGCCCCUCACUGCCUCAGCCAGAGCCUCUGGCCGGCGCGGUCGGUGCUCCUUGUCGGACUGGACUCUGGGUUUCGGGGCGGGAUAAGGCCGGGGGCCACCCUCAGCUGGGAGCCUGCCAGGAGCCACCCUGCCCCUGACCCCUGGCUCCCAGGGCCCCCCGCCAGCCCCUCCCCCCACCUUGGUUCGCCUCACCAUGCAUCUCACUCUGGGUGUCUUGGCCUUUUAUUUUUUUGUAAGUGUCAUUUGUAUAACUCCAAAUACCCAUGAUAGUAGCUUCGGACUGGAAAGAGCUAAAUAAAAUAACACAAAUCCAGCA
This is a messenger RNA of Artibeus jamaicensis (Jamaican fruit-eating bat), 2772 nucleotides long. It is a transcript of the gene FSCN1, whose product is annotated as fascin actin-bundling protein 1. Gene Ontology annotation, molecular function: protein-macromolecule adaptor activity; actin filament binding. Gene Ontology annotation, cellular component: actin cytoskeleton; microvillus; cytoplasm. The record is from RefSeq and is a predicted model, not a curated record. The coding region runs from base 107 to 1588 and encodes 493 amino acids. The transcript is spliced from 5 exons. Gene Ontology annotation, biological process: establishment or maintenance of cell polarity; cell migration; actin filament bundle assembly. NCBI's taxonomy places the organism in Eukaryota, Metazoa, Chordata, Mammalia, Chiroptera, Phyllostomidae.